AUGCAAACUACAUAUGAUGUCGACAUUUUUUCAGAAGAAUUGUAUCUCUUCUGGAUAAUUUUUCUUCUCUUUCAAGCAACAGCUUAUUUACUAAAAAAAUCUGUUGGAACACUGACGGCGAAAAAAAAUUUACCAAUUUUCACUCAAAAAUUAAUUUUGUAUUUCGCGGAUCAAAUAGGUAUGCCAGCAUUUAUUGAUUUCGCUUCAAUUCGGUAG
Molecule: messenger RNA, 216 nt
Organism: Clunio marinus
Lineage: Eukaryota; Metazoa; Arthropoda; Insecta; Diptera; Chironomidae
Source: the annotation of a GenBank genome assembly